AUGGUGUCCAAGAAGGUCUUGGAAGAAGACCCAUACCACUUGGCAGCCUUGCCUGUUCAUAUUUCCUCGCUGGUGAUGCUGAACAUGACCAAUGUUGUCUUCUAUGUUGCGCAUCAGCUGAUGAACGCCUAUCCCUCCACGGCUGUCGCCUGGUACACUGCAGGUUGCUACUACUACAUGAUCAAGAAGUACGAGCACGCCCGGCGGUUCUUUCACAAGGCCUUGUCCUUUGACACCUGCUUUGCCCCGGCCUGGGUGGCAUAUGGCCAUGCCUUCGCGCAGCACGACGAGAGCGACCAAGCCCUCGCUGCGUACAGAACUGCUAGCCGCCUGUUCCCGGGCUGCCAGCUGCCUUGGCUCUUCAUAGGCAUGGAGUACGUGCGGACCAACUCGCUGCAGUUGGCGCAGCAGUGCUUGGAGUGCGCGCGUACACUGAUGCCUUCAGAUCCGCGGGUAUUCAAUGAGAAGCUAGGGGUAGUUGCCUAUCACAAGCGGAACUACGAAGAGGCUGUCCAGCUCCUACGACGCGCCAUCAGCUUGUGCAGCAGCCCAGACGAGGCAAUGCAUACGAACCUGGGCCACGCACUGCUGAAGUGCGAGCAGCAUGGCGUUGCCCUGGAGGCCUUCCGCAACGCCCAGCGCCUGGACCCCAAGAGCUCCUCCGCGCUGGCCGGGGUGGCCUUUGCGCUGCACCUCCAGGGCAAGCUGGAUGAGGCAAUCGACUUCUACCACCGUGCCCUGAGCCUCGAGCGAAACGACGCCUUCUGUGCUGAGAUGCUCAACUACGCCGUUAUGGAGGCCCUGGACAACAACAUGGACACCUUCACUUGA
Molecule: messenger RNA, 831 nt
Organism: Effrenium voratum
Lineage: Eukaryota; Dinophyceae; Suessiales; Symbiodiniaceae
Source: the annotation of a GenBank genome assembly